GGAGCAGGCAGUCCUGGGGUUGGUCCAGGACCAGGCCCUAUCAGUGGUUUCAUGAUGCCACAAGGUAUGCAGCGCAACAUGUCUCCCAUGCCAGGGAACCCUCACCGUCCUCAGAGUGCUCCUUCACUACCAGACCCUGCUCUUCAGGUCCCAUGCACCCACCCAGCAUUGGGUCACCAAUGCCACCCCUUACACCUCCAUUGCUGGACAACAAACAAGGCCUGGAGGAUCGUCGUGUACCUCGACCCAUUGGAGGGGAGCGAGCCCAGCGCAAGCUGCCUUUGAGUUCUGCCUCAUCUGGGUUUGGAGGUGUUGGUGAAUUUGGCAACAAACUCUGGUGCUUUUCUUCUGAUACAGAGUGGAUGUCUUCCACAUCACCACAAAUGUCAGCAGCACCCUUGCCUUCAUCUGUCAUGACUUCUUCGGUAGUGACAGGAGGCAAUAUGGCAUACAACCUUAACAGCUUUCAACGAGAAGGACAUGGUAGCGGUGUUGCUUUAGACAGUGUUGGAACCUUUCCAGACUCCCUAGGGCCAGCCGACCGCUCUCUUGACCCAACAAUGCAGAGUCAGCAGAUGAUGCUGCCCAUGUUUGUCAACGGGCUACAAGGACCCUUCCCCAUUCAGCAUCAGCCUAUUUUCACAUCACGGGGCGGCGGUGGUGGGGGUGGUGGUGAUCACGGAGGCAGUUUGCCUACCAUGUGGAGCCAAGGCAUCAAGACUGGUCCCAGCGAAGCAGGGGAUGGCGAGCCAUGGCGGAACUGGAGUCGGACUGACAUGUAAAAUGAGGUGUCUUGGGGGCUCCUACGUCAACCAGUUUUAUCAAAAAACAAAUAACAAAACAAAAUACAAUAAAAUGCCAUGUGGGCAUACUUUUUCUUAUGAAAGUUCCAGCAGAUGGCAUGGUUAGAUAAUGGUGAUUCAAGCCAAACAGAGCUUAAGCAAUUUUUGAGCAGUGGGAACGGUAUAGCUACUUUCAUGGUUUUGUGUCUGAGAGUCUUGAUGAGAGCAUGCAGAAAUAUUUUGAGCAUGCUUGCGUCAUUUUAUUUCUGCCCUCUAAUCCCUCCUCUUUUUUCCCGUCCCCUUCCCCAGUCACUUUGCAAUGAUCUUAUUAGUUCUACCCUUCCUGUUGCUAGUAAGGAAGAAUGUAAAGAUUGCAUAAAUAAACAUGAAUUUGAUGCAU
This is a messenger RNA of Pomacea canaliculata, 1182 nucleotides long. RefSeq lists its product as uncharacterized. The coding region runs from base 153 to 782 and encodes 209 amino acids. Lineage: Eukaryota; Metazoa; Mollusca; Gastropoda; Architaenioglossa; Ampullariidae. The transcript is spliced from 5 exons. The record is from RefSeq and is a predicted model, not a curated record.